AUGACGACGACAAGUCCACAACAGCAAACGUUUCGGUUCUGUCUGCGUAACACAGAAAAGAAAAGAGAAAAAGAAAGAAGUGGUUGAGGGGAGGGAGAUAUCGAGAUGAUACUUGCAUUGUUAUUCGCCAACUCUGAAGGGAACAUCUUAGUUGAACGCUUUAAUGGAGUUCCAGCUGAGGAACGGCUGCAUUGGAGAUCUUUCCUGGUUAAACUGGGAGCAGAUAAUCUUAAAGGUGUCAAGAAUGAAGAGCUGCUUGUUGCUUCUCACAAGUCUGUGUAUAUUGUUUACACCGUGCUUGGAGAUGUCAGCGUCUAUGUUGUUGGCAAGGAUGAGUAUGAUGAACUUGCAUUGGCAGAGGUGAUCUUUGUUAUAACCUCAGCUGUAAAGGAUGUAUGUGGGAAGCCACCAACGGAGCGCCUUUUCCUGGAUAAGUACGGAAAGAUAUGCUUGUCUUUGGAUGAAAUUAUUUGGAAGGGAUACCUGGAGAAUACAGAAAAAGACAGGAUAAGGAGGUUAGUACGUUUGAAGCCUCCAACCGAGUUUUGACCGGAAGGUACCUUGCCAUCCGUCUAUUCGGAGACAGUGAAUUCAGUGUCUUGCACUCUAUAGAAAGGCACCAUAAUCCUAUUGUUGUGUUUACUAUGCCAGCGACUGUACUAUCAUGCUUCCUGAUCAGAAUUACAGAUUUUUAUUCCAUUAUUUUGGAUGGAGCUUAUGAGUAUUGGUUUGUGGUAAAAUUUUUAUAUUGACAAAGAAAUAUAAUAUAUAAAUAUUUUGUCUGA
This is a messenger RNA of Theobroma umbraticum, 785 nucleotides long. RefSeq names its product SNARE-like superfamily protein. NCBI's taxonomy places the organism in Eukaryota, Viridiplantae, Streptophyta, Magnoliopsida, Malvales, Malvaceae. Gene Ontology annotation, biological process: intra-Golgi vesicle-mediated transport; intracellular protein transport; retrograde vesicle-mediated transport, Golgi to endoplasmic reticulum. The record is from RefSeq and is a predicted model, not a curated record. Gene Ontology annotation, cellular component: COPI vesicle coat.